AUGAUGGACAUCCAAACCACUGUCACUCCACCAACCAAGCCCAGUGUCAACCCAUUUAACUCCGUUUUCUGUCAAAAGCGUCAAACCUUCUCCGGACUUCCAGCAUGGUGCCAAUGCGAGCCAACUAAGCAAAGUUGCCAACCAGGGCCACCAGGACUACCAGGACCAGCUGGACUACCAGGUAAAGAGUUCGAAUCUGCGAAGAACGCAAGCCGGUCCCUGUAUCCGAAUCUUUUUGGAUAUCCGUUGGUACUGGAACAGAUCUUGGUUGAAGGAGCGACAAAGGAUGGAUCUACUAUGAAGACCCCACCAGACCAUCCGAAGGAGUUCACAGAGAAAGGGUUGGACGAAUGA
Messenger RNA from Caenorhabditis remanei, 354 nucleotides. RefSeq lists its product as uncharacterized. The coding region runs from base 1 to 354 and encodes 117 amino acids. NCBI's taxonomy places the organism in Eukaryota, Metazoa, Nematoda, Chromadorea, Rhabditida, Rhabditidae. The record is from RefSeq and is a predicted model, not a curated record. The transcript has 2 exons.